CCAGUUAUUGGAGUUUGAAAGCAGUUUGUUCAUAAGAGGUCUAACAGAGGAGGGUUCAGAUGAACUAGAGCUUCGGUCGCACUUUUGGCACAAGGCAAAGUUAAUACAUCAUAUGUUACGCUUUGGCCCUCUUCUAAAUGUGGAACCGAACAUUUCCAUCAUCUGUGACGUGUUUCACACUCUGUUGCUGGGACAUGCAUGUGGCAGAUGCGUCUUACUUCAUCAUGUGAGUGUCACGAUGCCAUGUGGUCCAUCGGUGGGAUCUGCUAACACCCUCUGAAAUUACUUCAUUCUUUACAACAACAGCCAAACCCUGGAAACAAAACAAGACUUGGUGCCUCCCUGAUUAACCCCUAACUGAGCACGUGCCCCUGACAAUCUAACGAGAACCAUGACGGCCAUCAACGCACCUCGGGACAAAUACAAUGCAGUAUGGAUCAUUUUCUUCAUCAUGGGCUUGGGAACCCUUUUACCAUGGAAUUUUUUCAUGACGGCCACAAUGUAUUUCACGAGUCGGCUGAAGCACACAUCCACCGACGUCUCCUCCAAUCAGACGGCAAAUGGAACGCUGACGGACGUUCGCACUGUGCUGGAGUCAAAAUUUAACAACGUGAUGACGCUGUGCGCUAUGGUACCCCUGCUCAUCUUCACCUGCCUCAACUCCUUCAUACACCAGAGGAUUCCUCAGAAGCUGCGGAUCUCUGGCAGCCUGACGGUCAUCCUGGUGGUCUUCCUGCUGACGGCGAUCCUCGUCAAGGUGGACAUGGCCCCGCUGCCCUUCUUCACCAUCACUAUGAUCAAAAUUAUCUGCAUCAACUCAUUCGGAGCGAUUCUUCAGGGCAGUCUGUUCGGACUGGCGGGGGUCCUGCCUGCCUCCUACACCACUCCCAUCAUGAGCGGACAGGGGCUGGCCGGCACCUUCGCCGCAUUCUCCAUGAUCUGCGCACUGGCCAGUGGCGCAGCCCUGAAGGACAGCGCCUUUGGUUACUUCAUCACAGCCUGCGUGGUUAUUCUCCUGGCCAUAAUGUCCUACAUCAUUCUGCCCAGGAUGGAGUUUUUCCAGUACUAUAUGGAGAGUAAUGGAUCAAGACCCUCUGCUGAUGAGGAGAACAAGAUGGACUUGCUCAAAAAAGAAAGUCCAGCGGAGAAGCGACCUGUGGUGAGCCUGAUGGAGGACGAGGCCAAACCCAGCGUGUCCGUGUUCAGCAUCUUCAAACAGAUCUGGGUCAUGGCUCUGUCCGUGUGCUUCAUCUUCACUGUCACCAUUGGAGUAUUUCCAGCCGUAACAGCCGAUGUCAAGUCCCAAAUAGCAGAUGGAAGCGACUGGGGAACGUACUUCAUCCCCGUGUCGUGUUUCCUCCUCUUCAACGUGAUGGACUGGGCUGGCAGGAGUCUGACGGCCGUCUGUAUGUGGCCGGGUAAAGACAGCAUGUGGCUUCCUGUCCUGGUGGGUCUGCGGCUUGUCUUCAUCCCUCUCUUCAUGCUGUGUAACGUCCUGCCUCGUCACAACUUCCCCGUGCUGUUUGCCCAUGAUGCCUGGUACAUCAUCUUUAUGAUCUUCUUCUCCUUCUCCAACGGAUACCUGGCCAGUCUCUGCAUGUGCUUUGGACCCAAGAAGGUACCACAGCAUGAGGCAGAGACGGCGGGGGCCAUCAUGGCUUUCUUCCUGUCCCUCGGCUUGGCGCUGGGUGCUGCAAUCUCAUUUGCUUUCCGGGCCAUGAUCUAAAAUCUCCAGCAGAGCCUUCGGUAGACGUAGAUUAGACCACCCUACCCUCCAUCAGCUUCCUGUCAUUACAGUUUUCAUGGGAGAGCUCAUAUAAAACAAUCUUCGGCUGAGUGGAGACGGCACAGCAGGACCAGAAGACUAGAGGACCUCAGUCUUCUGAAGUGUACAGUAGAGACUCGUUUCAUUCAGCCCUCAGCUGGAACACGUUACUGAAAUUUGUUUCCUCCGACCUCAGCAGCACAGUGUGUUUCUUCUGGAUGUUUUCCAUUCGAUGCCAUCGAUCAAACCCGUAGUUUCUCUGAACAACUGCAACUCAACAAACAAAUCGAUACCAAAAGAAAGAAAAAAUCAAUUGUAGUUGACUCGUGUAGAAGACAGGAGAAAUUCUUCAAGGUGUGUUUUACUAGUUUAGUUUUCAGGCGAUGUUGAUGACGACGGCCUGAACACAAAGUAUCCCAGAGCCUCGUUCACGAAACGUUCUUUUGCACAAAAUUCUUAAAAAAAAAAAAAAAGAUAAAAUCACAACAAUAAUGUUAUGUAAAGUUCUUUCAUUUUCUUUAAAAACAUUCUGAAGUUACGAUGGUGUGUAAAUAAAGUCUUAACACCUUUCUUUUUUUUUUUUAAUAAGCGAGGCUCUUAGAUUCUGGUGUUUGGCUCAUCUGCAUUAAAUUUAAUACAUAAAUUUGUAAACUGUGAUUUCUGUCUCACAUCAAAUAUGAAACAUGGGCAUCACAUCCAUCUGGACUUCUGCAGCUUUCAUCUCUGAUCAAGCCAAAAAACAUAAAGACAACGUGGGGAAAGCCGCUUUGCUCCCUCUCAAAGAAUGUAAGGAAGGACUAAAUCCAUAAGACGAGGUUUUUAAUCUGGGCCACAAACUGCUAAAUGUUCAUUGUCUUAGGGAGUUUGUUGUUUUGUUUUGUUUUUAAUUGUCCCUCCCGUAGUUUUAGAUAAACUUCUACCAGUGUGGGUCUGUUUUGUUUACCUGAAAACAUCCUCUGUUACUUCAGUCCAUCUUGAACCACCAAAUAAAAACAGACAUCACAUCAUGCAAGAGAUUUUGCCGUAAUGUAUUUGUAAAUGCAGGAGGAGGGGAAAAAAGAGAAAAAAAGAUUCAGUUUUCGGUUACAUGAAAUGUGCCAUUGCUAGUGAGAUUGGGAGACUUUGUAGAGCCGGUGACAUUUUCUCAUGGAAGAUAAGUUUUAUAUCCAAAGUAGUUUUUAGUACGUUUUUCAAACUUUACCUCUGAGUUAGUUGUGUCUUGUUGUUGGAAUAAAAGAUCUUUUGCCUGUCACUGUUAUAUUUUUUGUUUCUUUGCAUUUUUGUGACUUUAUGCCUUUUUUUUUUUUUUUUUAAACCUGCUUAAGUUGUGCACAGUCGUAUCAUAACAUGAGCUGUAUAUAUCCUAACAACCUGUUAGUUUAAAUGUACAGUUUCUGUCUGCUCUACCCUACUGUGUUUUGGAUGGCGUGGAAGCCCAGCAUGGGCCAUUACAAUAUUACUUAUAUUGCAGCUUGAAACAGUUCUGUGAUGAAAUAAAACUGUGUAUUUUUAAGAA
Messenger RNA from Scatophagus argus, 3281 nucleotides. RefSeq names its product equilibrative nucleoside transporter 1-like. Gene Ontology annotation, cellular component: plasma membrane. The transcript has 14 exons. Gene Ontology annotation, molecular function: nucleoside transmembrane transporter activity. NCBI's taxonomy places the organism in Eukaryota, Metazoa, Chordata, Actinopteri, Scatophagidae. Gene Ontology annotation, biological process: nucleoside transmembrane transport; uridine transmembrane transport. The coding region runs from base 392 to 1726 and encodes 444 amino acids. The record is from RefSeq and is a predicted model, not a curated record.